Molecule: messenger RNA, 889 nt
Organism: Sinocyclocheilus grahami
Lineage: Eukaryota; Metazoa; Chordata; Actinopteri; Cypriniformes; Cyprinidae
Product: endophilin-B1-like
Exons: 4
Coding region: 165-626 (153 amino acids)
Cellular component (GO): cytoplasm
Molecular function (GO): protein binding
Source: RefSeq, a predicted model, not a curated record
AAAACUAAAUCAAUGAAUUAAAGAGUUGUGUAUGUGGCAUUGAUCCAUAGUCCUAAUAUGUAACAUAGGUUUGCAUUAUAAUGUAAUUGUUAUUACCUGCAUUUUCAGAUGUCAGAAUAGAAGAGUUCUUGUAUGAAAAACUGGACAAAAAGGUGCCAACACGGAUGAACAACCAUGAGCUUCUGGGUCAGUCCAUGAUAGACUCUGGGAAUGAAUUUGGGCCUGGAACGGCCUACGGAAACGCUCUGAUAAAGUGCGGCGAGACGGAGAAGCAGAUCGGAGGAGCGGAGCGAGAGUUCAUUCAGAGCUCUGCUAUCAAUUUCCUCACGCCUUUCCGCAACUUUUUAGAAGGAGAUUUCAAGACUAUAUUGAAAGAGCGCAAACUGCUUCAAAACAAACGACUGGACCUUGAUGCUGCAAAGACCAAGCUAAAGAAAGCCAAAAUGGCUGAUGCCAGAGCUCUGCCCCUCAGAACUACCCCUCCUCCAGGGGACGCUGGCUAUGUUGCCAAUUUCUCCUUCAUGGUGAAUUUCCUCCAUGUGAAGUGCCUGAAGGUUGGUCUGUGUGUCUUUCACUCGAGUGCCAAGCACUGUUCUGCUUCAGAAGAGCCACCUUUAAGACGUUAGUUCCUCUUUGAGCUGUUGAUUAAGCUCUUUUGUCCCGGAUAUUAGCAGCAUGUGUGUGUUCCCAGGUUCCUUUUUUGUUGUGCAUAUAGAGUUUGGAAAGAGGAUAUCUAUGUUUGCUCAACAUCGUGAUGACAUUUCAAAACUGCUCAUUGCCCUUGGCCCCAGUUUCACAAGAGAAGUAAAGAAGUGCUUCAAGAUCUCCUCAUGACCGGAACUCAACCUACACACAUGUGUGUAUAUACAGUGGGGAAAAAAAGUAUUUA